Molecule: messenger RNA, 1539 nt
Organism: Raphanus sativus (radish)
Lineage: Eukaryota; Viridiplantae; Streptophyta; Magnoliopsida; Brassicales; Brassicaceae
Exons: 6
Coding region: 1-1539 (512 amino acids)
Source: RefSeq, a predicted model, not a curated record
AUGUAUAUGGUGAAUGUAAGAUUUGUAGAGCAUCGUUUAUCUCUUGUUCCAAAGAUGAUUAUGUUUUCAUGUCAUAUAUGUCAAAUGCUUGAUGAUCGGUUCCCUUAUGCAUGCGACACAUGUGGUUUGAGUUUCCAUAAAGAUUGCGCUGAAUCUUUACCAGAACUCAACUACUCAUGCCAUCCUAAACACUCUCUCAAGCGUCUCACGCGUGUUCCAAGUUACACCAAUGGAAAAUGUUGCUUCGUUGAUGUCAGAUGUGCAAGGAAUCCACCUCCUUUAAUUCUUGACCACCCCAAAGCGCAUGAACAUCAACUCACUCUUUUGCCGCGACGAACUUUUGUUUGUGAUGCUUGUGGAAUGGAUGAUGAUCCAAAUCCCUAUAUAUGUCUUCAAUGCAAUUUCAUGGUCCAUAGAAAUUGUAUAGACAUACCACACAUUAUAAAAGUUAGUCGCCAUGUUCAUCGUAUAUCCUACAAUGAUUGCCUCAAGGCCGGUGAUUGGAAAUGUGAAGUUUGUCUGAAAGAGAUAAUUUGGACAUGUGGAGUUUAUUCUUGUUCAAAAUGUCCUGAUUUUGCAAUUCAUAUGAGAUGUGUCACAAGGUUUGGAAUCUGGGAUGGGAUUGAACUUGAAAGCAUAUUAGAAGAUGCCACUGACACUAAAGCAUAUCAAGUGAUUGAAGAAGGAGUAAUAACACAUUUCAUUCAUAAGAAUCAUACAUUAAAGCUCAAAGAAGGGGAAGAUUCUAAUCGUGAAUGUAGACGUUGUACAGCAUGCACAUAUCCCAUAUUUUCUAGCCUAUUCUAUGAUUGCACAGUAUUAUGUAACCAAUUCAUCAUUCAUCAGAAGUGUGCUUAUCUCCCAAAAAAGAAAAUAGAUCCCUUCUACAAGAUGUCAAUGACUCUAGCCUCAAAUACUUACGAUUUAAGUUUAUGUGAUGCUUGUCAGAAUUAUUUUGAAGGUUUUGUGUACACAAGUGAUAAUGAUAUUAUCCGCCUUGAUGUGCGAUGUGGUUCUAUAUCUGAGCCUUUUGUCCAUGAAGGUCAUCCUGAUCAUUCGUUAUACGUCAGUUACUCAACAAAAGAUAAGUUUUGCAACGCUUGUGGAGAUAAGGCACAUAUGGUUUUGAGUUGUGGGGAAUGCUGUGGAUUUGUUUUAGACGUCAAAUGUUCUAUUUUGCCAAAGAUGGUUAAACACAAAAAUGAUAUAGAUCAUUUUCUGACUCUAUGUUAUGGAGAAAAAAUGAGGGAGCAGUACUGGUGCGAGGUAUGCGAAGAAGAUCUAAACCCAGAAAAAUGGUUUUAUUCAUGUGAUCAUUGUGGCCUCACUCUUCAUAUCAAAUGUACGUUUGGAGAUUUGCGCGCGGGUCAUGAUCUAGUAUGGAUUAAUCCGGGAGGCGAGGUUGAGUCCAUAUAUAUGGUUAUUCCCAACAAUUAUACAAGUCGGCCCGUUUGUAACGGGUGUGAUUCUCGUUGUCAAUACCCAUUUAUCCUCAAGUUUAAGAAAUACUAUAUUUUGAGCAGUGUUUUAAAAGUGUAG